AUGUCUGAAGAAAAGAAAGAGGCUGUAGUUGAGCCAAAGGCUGAGGAAGUAAAGGAAAAAGAACAAAUAGAAGAAAAGGAAGUUGAAGAAGAAGAAGGCACUAACAAGAGAACCAGUGAAGAGAAGGACAAGAAGAAGCACAAGAAGAGAAGAAGAAGACAAUACGACGAUGACGUUCCAAAAGACUCAGAAACUAAAGAAGCUGCUGAAGAUGAUGAGGAAGAAGAAGAUGGCGAAUUUGACGAAAACAACUUGGAAAACGAAGAGGAUGUAGAAGAUGACUUGGCUGAGAUUGAUACAGCCAACAUUAUCACAACCGGAAGAAGAACCAGACGUAAAGUAAUUGACUUUGCUAAGGCCGCAAAGGAAUUGGAUGCUGAAAAUGGAGUUGUUAGAGAAGAUGACGAAGAAGAAGAGGAUGGAGAAUUUGAAGUUAAGGAAUAG
Molecule: messenger RNA, 444 nt
Organism: Scheffersomyces stipitis CBS 6054
Lineage: Eukaryota; Fungi; Ascomycota; Pichiomycetes; Serinales; Debaryomycetaceae
Gene: MTR1
Exons: 1
Coding region: 1-444 (147 amino acids)
Source: RefSeq, a predicted model, not a curated record